Molecule: messenger RNA, 2013 nt
Organism: Chenopodium quinoa (quinoa)
Lineage: Eukaryota; Viridiplantae; Streptophyta; Magnoliopsida; Caryophyllales; Amaranthaceae
Product: exopolygalacturonase-like
Exons: 6
Coding region: 598-1824 (408 amino acids)
Biological process (GO): carbohydrate metabolic process
Molecular function (GO): polygalacturonase activity
Source: RefSeq, a predicted model, not a curated record
CAUUUGAUACAUACUAGUAUACUUAACUCUUAUUGAACCUAACAGUAAGGUUACAAGUAUGGACCUUUCGUCUUUUCAUGUUUCAACAGCAUUACUGCUUCUUCCCUCGCUGUCAAACACCACCAUUCACAGCGCCAAGACUAUAGCUGGAGUUAAGCAGAGAAUACUAUUUCAGCCAAAAAAUAUCAUCUGUAAACAUACAACAUAAAAAUAAAAAAUGUCACUCAUUUGUCAAAUGGAGUACCAUCAUGCAACUUCCCUUUCUACUUCUUCCUUUCUUUUUUCUCCAUCUCCUCCAAUAACGAAAAUUCCCAGGUAAUUUUUUUUUUUUUUUUUUUUUUUUUGGCAGGGCGCAAAACUACUCGAUUAAAAGAAAAAAGAUUUAGCUAAAUGAUUUUGCAAAAGAAAAUUAUUUAAAAUUUUUUAAUAGUAGCACGUGGUUGGAAGUUGUAACACAGUUCUUGACUUCAAACCUUUAAAGGGCUAUUAUAGAAAUAACCGUCCACUAGCAUAAAUUCAGUAGAAUUAAACCAUGCAACUGCAUAGCACUCUCUAACAAAAACGGUUCUUCAGUUACUACUAGGAGAACCAAAAACAAUGAGCAGAAUUUCCACAAUCAUCUACUACUUCUUGAUCUAUGCAAUCUUUGCUAACACAUUUUAUCUAGGAAACUCAACAACUUUACAACACGGCAAUGGCAUUAUCAUCAAUGUCAGAAGUUUUCGGGUUCGAGCUGAUGGUAGAAGCGAUGAUAGUUGGGCCUUUAAUGCAGCUUGGGAGAAAGCAUGUAACUCUAAAGGCAAUGUUACUCUUUUGAUACCUAAAGGAACUUAUCUUGUAGGACCUCUUAAGUUAAGAGGUCCUUGUGAGCAAGUAACAUCUCUCACAGUAUUACUCAAGGGUACUUUGAAAGCGAAAACAGACUUAUCUGAGUACGAAUUUGGAUCCGGGUGGAUCGAGUUUGCCUGGAUCAAUGGGCUUACCUUGACAGGAGGUGGAGUUUUUGAUGGUCAAGGUGCCAAAGCUUGGCCUUACAACACUUGCCCUACUAGUUCUAAUUGUGACCUCCUCCCUACUAAUUUGAAGUUUGUGGGUAUGAACAGAACGACGGUUCAUGAUAUAACUUCACUGAACAGCAAGUUUUUUCAUUUAGCUCUUGUAGAAUGCAGAGACUUUGAAGGGAGUAAACUUGAGAUUUUGGCCCCUGAGGAUAGUCCUAACACAGAUGGCAUUCACCUUGAACGUAGCUCUAAUGUUCGUUUUUCUUGGUUGAACAUUGGCACCGGGGAUGAUUGCAUCUCUGUUAGACAAGGAAAUUCCCAAAUUUCCAUCACAAAUAUCACUUGUGGACCAGGUCAUGGUAUAAGUGUUGGAAGCUUGGGAAAAUACCUGCAUGAACAAGAUAUAAAUGGACUUUUUGUAAGAAAUUGUACGAUUAGUGGGACUACGAAUGGGAUUAGGAUCAAAACAUGGGCUAAUUCUCCUGGUAGAAGCGCGGCUACUAACAUAAAAUUCGAGAACAUUGUGAUGAAGCAUGUAAGGAAUCCAAUUAUCAUUGAUCAAGCAUACUGUCCCUUCGAUUCAUGUUCAUCUGAGGCACCAUCAAGGGUGAGAUUGAGUAACAUAUACUUUAAGAACAUCAGGGGUACUUCACUGUCUGAAGUGGCUGUGACACUUUCAUGUAGUAAGGGAAUUCCAUGCAAGAACAUUUUCCUGCAGAAUGUUCACCUGAAUUUGACAUCAGGGGAACGACUUCCUGUUUUGACAUGUGAGAAUGUAAAAGCAAGAUACAUUGGUAUCCAGAUGCCUCCUCCAUGCCCUUAAUAAGGGUUGUAGAUUUUGUAGUAACAUCUAACAAGUUGGCUGAGAUUGAUUUGUUGUAUUAGUUAGUUGAGGGGUUUAGGUGGAACAUUUUUGUGCUAAUAUUAAUGUUUUCUAAUGGAGUGAAUGAGUAAUUUAAUUUUUUGUUGUAGGAGCAUGACAUCCUAAAACCUAAAUUGUUCUACUCUAUAU